UUAGAAUCCACCAGAUCAAGCUCUUAAUUCUGGAUUCUUGCACAUUUGUCCAAUUCAUGUUCAUUCCCUUGUCUAGUGCAUGUUCAGGGACCAAUUGAAUUAAUGUGCAAGAAAUCCAAAAUCAAGAGCUUAAUAUGGUGUAUUUUUUUAACAGAAGGUCUAAACUUCUCAAUCCUGAAACUCGAGGUCGUAAGGUGCAAUUAAUCCUUCUAACAUUAUCCAACAACGCUACUAGAAUUAAUUUACAACGUAAAAACUGAAUGAACAUAGUAUGAGCUAAGAGUUUGGACCAUGACUUUUGAUUGACGACAAGAAUGAACGAAUAGAGAAUGGUUUCCAAAGAGAUACAAUGUUUUGUACCUUUUUUUUUUUUUUUUUUUUUUCCUACGAUUUUCAUGUCCGUUCUUGCACGAAAAUAAAAGCAGACAAAAAUAAAUAAAUAAAUUGAAAAAUGACAAUAUAUAGGGGAAGUCUUUACAUAGGAAAUUGACAGACCAAGUUAUUAAACCAAACUGACUAUUAAUCUUUAUAUAAAACGCCUCUGCUUCUCUUUUCACUGUAAAACUAUUCACAUUUUCCUUGUUAAAGUUUUGCUUUGUAAUUCAUGGAAUAAAAUAUUUUAGUUAAAUUAAGCUGUGUCUUUAAAUUUGGCUGCAUUGCAUGCACAUAUACGUACGCCGUUGGAAAUAUGAUCAGGUGAGAAAUUAUGAUAUGGUAGAAAAAGUGUUCUAGGCAUUAUUAGGAAUUAUAUUUUCUUCUUUUUGACCAUGUGAAGAACACAAAUUUCAACUUUGUCUAGAGUCUAGAAACCCAAUAAAAUCUACAUCAUUAGGUAAAAAUAAAUUAUUAUAUAUGAAAGCUUCAAUUCAUGGUUCAUUAUUUGAACAGCUGCAUGCCCUUCAAAUUAUUAAGGGCUUCUAGUAGGUCUCAUUUUAUUAACUUUGAAUUAUAGAGAAUGACUAUUUAGUUUGAUGUUAAUGUUAUCAUAAUUAUUGAUAACCAGCUGGCUUUUUAUUUUAUAUAUUAUUAAUUUCAAUAAAUGUAGUUGAGAAUAGAAGCUCUAGUGCAUACUCAGACUCUGUCAUGAUAACAUGUUUAUUGAUAAUUAAUUUUAAAUUGUUUUAGUAAUUACAAGAUAAUUUACAGAGCGCAUAAGUUGAAAAUUCAUUAAUACCUUUAAUAUUUUUCUAGGAUAAAAAAUUUAUUUCUUUUCCAAAUCCUAAGGGCCUAAACGAAAGAGACCUUGCAACAAACUACUUCCAAUUACCAAGUCUGUCACUGUUUCAUUCUUUGAUUCCUUGUGUUCAGGUAAAGAAAAGUAAGCCUGAUACUCAAAACUCUUAUAUUCUCCACAACGUCGAGCAAUUCAAGACUAGGUAUAGUUUUCUCCCACUUUUUGUUUAGCUUUCUUUUUCCUUCCAAUUUUUAUUAAUUAAUGAAUUGUUUUUCCAGCAAAGGACUUUGACAAUUCCAAUCCCUUUAUAAACAUGAAUUCGGGUAAUAUAUAUAUAUAUAUAUAUAGCAGCAAAAACACACACAAGAAAAGCACAUUAUAGCUAUAGCUAAUAGUAAGAGAGAUCAAAAUGAGGCAAAGAUUCUUAGUCUAUAUGGUAGUAGUUGUAGUAUUUUUUGGAGUUGAUUUUCUUGGUUUUUGCAAUGGAGGGAAGUUGGUGAAAAACUUCUAUAAGGAAAGUUGUCCUAAUUCAGAGCAAAUCGUGAGAGACAUCACCUGGAAGCAUGUUGCAAGCAAAUCAUCUUUGCCUGCUAAGUUACUAAGAAUGCAUUUCCAUGAUUGUUUUGUGAGGGGUUGCGAUGCAUCAAUAUUGUUGGAUUCGACAGCAAGUAAAAAAAAGACAGAAAAAACAGCAAUUCCAAAUCUGUCUCUUGAUGGAUUCGAUGUCAUAGAGGAGAUCAAAUCCCAUCUAGAGGAAACAUGUCCUGGUGUAGUUUCUUGUGCUGAUAUCAUUGCUUUAGCUGCUAGAGAUUCUGUUUCUUUCCAAUCAAAGACAUCAUUGUGGAAAGUGCUGACUGGAAGAAGAGAUGGAAAAAUUUCUCUUGCCUCAGAGGUCCUGGCCAACAUCCCUUUUCCAACUUCCAACUUCGCCACCCUCAAAAAAGAUUUUGAAAAAAAGAGUCUCACAGUUCAUGAUCUUGUUGUUUUGUCAGGUGGACAUACAAUUGGUGUAGGGCAUUGCAAUUUGUUUAGCAAGAGACUGUACAAUUUCACAGGAAAUGGAGAUGCAGAUCCUUCUUUAGAUGCAGAAUAUGCUGCUUUCUUGAAAACCAAAUGCCUAAACCUCUCAGACAAUACAACCAUAGUUGAAGUGGACCGUGAUAGCUCACUUUCCUUUGAUAACCAUUACUUCAAACAGUUGAAGCUCAAUCAGGGUCUUUUCCAAUCUGAUGCUGCACUUCAGACUGACAAUGAAGCUGCCAACAUUGUUGAAGAUUUGGGAGCUAGCUCUGAUAAAUUUUUCACUGAGUUUGCUCAGUCAAUGAAGAGGAUGGGAGCUAUUGGAGUUCUUACAGGAAGUUCUGGAGAGAUUAGGAAGAAAUGUAAUGCGGUCAAUUCUUGAUCAUCUAAAUGGUUCAUUACUAUGUGCGCAAAAUUAGUUUUCAUGGCCCAAAAAAAAAAAAAAAAAAAAAAAAAAAAAAACUACUGAAAAAACAAGGAAAAAAUAAAAUGUUUUUUUAAGUGUGUAAAUUUCAUCUUCUUUAAUGUGUAUGAAUAUUAUAGUUUAAUAAUAAAUUUUGAAAUAGUUUUUAUGAA
Ziziphus jujuba (common jujube) is the source of this 2770-nucleotide messenger RNA. RefSeq names its product peroxidase 39-like. Gene Ontology annotation, molecular function: heme binding; peroxidase activity. NCBI's taxonomy places the organism in Eukaryota, Viridiplantae, Streptophyta, Magnoliopsida, Rosales, Rhamnaceae. The record is from RefSeq and is a predicted model, not a curated record. The coding region runs from base 1584 to 2576 and encodes 330 amino acids. Gene Ontology annotation, biological process: hydrogen peroxide catabolic process; response to oxidative stress. The transcript is spliced from 4 exons. Gene Ontology annotation, cellular component: plant-type cell wall; plasmodesma.